Molecule: messenger RNA, 2907 nt
Organism: Sitodiplosis mosellana (orange wheat blossom midge)
Lineage: Eukaryota; Metazoa; Arthropoda; Insecta; Diptera; Cecidomyiidae
Product: poly [ADP-ribose] polymerase 1-like
Exons: 6
Coding region: 1475-2674 (399 amino acids)
Molecular function (GO): NAD+ poly-ADP-ribosyltransferase activity
Source: RefSeq, a predicted model, not a curated record
CAUUCUUAUAAUAUAAGAAUUAUUAAUUUACUUUAAUUGCCCCACCUUCAUACUUGAAUAAUUACUUAUUUCAAGUAACUUGAGUUAAACAAUCAUCAAUUGGUUUUGAAAUAAUCAUUGAGGUGGACAUUGUCAGUGUUACAUUGUAGAAUAACCGUGAUCAAAUUUUUUUGUAUGAACGUUUUCAAUGUUUAUGGGAAAGCAACCGAUUUUCGUUUCUAACGUGAGCACACAGAGGGCCCUGGCGCUAGUAAAAGAAAUCAUAUGUGAGAACACAUGUGAACGUGAAAAACUUCACAACAUGUGAAUGUGAGCAUCAAAUCUGUCAGUAGUAUAAGCCGCAUUGUGUUUGAUGAUUAACAAGCAACAAUUUCGUAUAUAAACAAUAAAAAAGCUUGAUUGACUUGAAUUUCAGCGAACGAAACGUGCGUUUACAAAUUUUAUUUGAAUCUCGAUUUUAAUACAAAAGUUCGUCAUUUAAAAAGUAUAAUACAAAAAAUAAAUGUUUUGAAAAAUUCGUUGUGUCGAUAGUAUCGACUCGAUACAUGCGUCGUCAUAAUUAAAUCGAAUCAAAGACAUCAAAAUAUGAAUAAAAAACGACGAUACAAAGCAGAAUAUGCAAAAAGUAAUAGAGGAACAUGCAAAGACAAAAAUUGUUCAGGAAAAAUUGAAAAGGGUGAACUGCGUUUAGCACGAGUUCUAAAGUCAUAUCAUUUUGACGGCGAUGAAUAUUGAUGGCAUCACACAGAAUGUUUCUUCAAAACAUACAACCCUGAGUCGGAAUUCGCUAUUGAUGGAUUUGCUAGGCUUCGAUAUGGGGAUCAAGAAACAUUGCGACAUUAUAUGGAAAAUAAUCGAAAGCGGAAACAUGAUGCAGAUUCCGGGGAUGAAACCGAUGAUCGCCCCGAAUUGUCAACAAAAAAGAUUAAACAAGACCCAGAGACAAUUAGACAAGACGGAUUGACUAAACAGCAAAGUGCUGAGUUCCAUGAGCUGCGAACGAAAAUAGAAAAUAAUCUCGAUAAAUUUUGGCAAAUUAAAAUCUUGGAGGACGAUGAUCAGGAAAUUCCAAGCGAUACAAGCCAGAUGUUCGAUCAUGUUACCGACAUCAUUUACUUUGGAGCAAUUGAGCGUUGUCAACGAAAGAGCUGUCGGAAUGGAAAAUUUGAAUUUGACGGCAAUUCAACAUAUCGUUGUAGAGGGUACAUAUCCGAGUUUGGAAAGUGUUACAACACAAUGACCGAACCACCAAGACGGGCCGGGUCGAAUACGCGAAGAAAUCCGAAGCGAUGAGAACUGUGCAUUUCUAAAUGUGGAAUUCAAAGUGCAUCAUCGGGUAUUGAAAAUACCAACUCCAUUCAAAGGAGUUGAUACCAAAUCAUUAUACAAAACUGAAACGAGCAACUUCAAAUUUUUCGGUCGCUUUCGUUCGACUACAAUCAAAGAUGGAACGUCCGUAGACUCGCAAUCAAAUAUGGAACACAUUGCUCAUGUGUAUGUUGCAAAUGAGUUGAUAUACUCCGCUGUUCUGGUGAAAAUCGAUUUGAGUGCUGAUGUUGAUAAGAAUUCCCAAUACAGGAUUCAGUUAUUGGAAUCAGACGAUGAAAAUCCACGAAAAUAUUGGAUAUUUCGUUCGUGGGGUCGCACCGGCACAAUAAUUGGUAAAACUUCUACUUCCGACUAUUACGAUGUGAAAGAAGCAAUCGAACAGUUUCACAAGAUCUACAAAGAGAAAACCAACAAUGAAUUCACUGCGACGCAUUUCAUCAAGUAUCCCGGAAAGUACCAUCGAUUGACGACAUCGGACGAAGCGGUUAAAAAGGCUGAAUUGACCCAAAGCAAUAAUUUAUCAAAGCCGGUUGAAGAUCUGUUGAAACUGUUGGUCGAUGAGGAUAUGAUGAACAAUCUAAUGAUUGUUUUUCGAUUGGAUACGACCAAAACACCACUGGCUAAAAUUGGUCAAAUAGAAAUUCGUCAAGCGAAUUUUGUGUUGAAGGCAAUCAAAGGGAAAAUCAUUCAGCGUGAAUCACAAGAACAACUUGUAGAAGCGUCAAAUCGAUUUUAUUCGCUGAUUCCGCACAGUGUGACCGCUGAUGAUGUGAUCGAUGGCAAAGAGAAACUUAAAGAAAAGGCAGAGAUGUUGAAGAGCCUUAAGGAUUUGCAAUUCACAUAUAAAUUACUACACAAAGAGACUGGAGAAAAGGCUGAGAACAUUCUAGAUGAUUUUUAUAAUGAUUUAAACGUAGACAUCGAAUCUCUUGAUAAAGACUCUUAUGAAUUUGACAUAAUUACGACAUAUGCGAACGAAACUCAAAUGACUUGUGAUUUGGAAAUUGUUGAAAUUUUCAAAAUUUCACGUUGUGAUGAACAGUAUUAUGAACCCUACGAAAAUCUGCCAAAUAGAACACUUCUUUGGCACGGUAGCCGUAUCAUAAAUGUUGCCAGCAUUUUAUCUCAAGGCUUGAAGAUCGCUCCACCAGAAGCGAGUGCCAUUGGUUGUAGCUUCGGAAAAGGGCUUUAUUUUGUAGAUGUGUUCGAAAAGUCAGCAGGAUACUGUUAUGCGCAUCAAACAAACAACAUUGGAUUGAUGUUGCUGUGUGGGCAAAUUUUCUACACAAUCAAGCACAUUUUUGGAUGGGGUAAUCGUACCAUGGGGAAAACCAAUUUAAGAUGAAAAUAUCAAAUCAAUACUGAAUUUUAAUGAGUUUGUGAUUUACAAUGAAGCUCAAGUCAAAAUUAAAUACCUAAUCAGACUUAAAUUCAAUUAGCCGGUAUAUACUUGUUGAUAUACACCGCUUUUCACUCAUAUAAUUUUAUACUGCGGGUCAUAAAAUUUAACUAUAUUUUUUUUCUAUAUUGUUUCUUAUUGAAUAAAAAUUGAGCUAUUUUAUUUACAUUUUUACAAAA